Cherax quadricarinatus is the source of this 3473-nucleotide messenger RNA. NCBI's taxonomy places the organism in Eukaryota, Metazoa, Arthropoda, Malacostraca, Decapoda, Parastacidae. The record is from RefSeq and is a predicted model, not a curated record.
UGCCUACCUGCCUGCUCACUGGCCUGCCUACCUGCCUGCUCACUGGCCUGCCUACCUGCUUACUACCACCAUUCCCAGCACUACAACUAUUCCACUACCACUAUCACUAAAACUACCUGCAGAUAAAUGAUGUCAGGCAGGAAAUGUUCCUCCCCCAUCACGACCCUUGCCGCCACCGACCACAAGAACGUUCCACCGGGAGGAGGUGGCCUCUUCAGCGUCCCUGUAGAAGGAGGUGACCCCUUCAGCGCCUUACGAGCAAAAGCGACCGCCUUCGGUGUUUCCCCAUCAGAAGGCGGCCUCACACUACCCUCAUGGGUGCUGGAGGAGAAGGAAGCAGCGAGGAUCGCUCACCGGCGUCGCCUUCUACAGGAGCGAGCUGCCAGGAUACACCAGCCAAGAGCCACCUCCAUAGCGGUUGACGUUGCUGGGCUGAAGCAGCAAGUUGAAGAGCGUCGUCGGCAACAGGAAGAUGAUGCACGCACACACGAACACUUCGCACGUUUGGCAGCAACGCAAGAUAGAGCCGCACUUCUCUUACAGCAUAAAGAAGUUAAGGUCUCUCUUUCCCUCCAAUCUUUCUCGCCCCCUGUCUUUCUUCCUCUUUGCCUCGCUUUCCUUUACCUCCCUUCCUCUCUUCUGGUGACUAGACUGGAGGAACUGGAGUCACUAGGAGCGUGUGAGCGAGCCAGGCAGCUGGCAGAGGCGGAGGAACUGUGUCGCCGAGCAGAGCAACUUGCUAUCAGGAAGUACAACCAGCACUGGUGAAGUCGGGCGAGGGAGAGCAUCGAGGCAGCUCAACGUGAGGCAGACCUGAAGACAGAGCAACAGGAGCUCAGGAAAGCUGUGAUGGGAUCCUUCCUGACGGAAGACCCCACCGUCGCCCGCAGCGCUCUGGGACCCCACCGUGUCAUUACGACAGGUACUUAUUCAUUCCACAGGUGGAAGGGCAUGUCACCUGAGCAAAAGAAGGAAAUAGAAGCCGUCCGUGCACAGCAAGUAGCUGAGAGGAAGCAUCGGGAGGAGCAGGAGGCCAGGGAGGCCAGCAGGUGGGAGGACCUCGUCGCCCGUGCUGACAGAACCGCCCUACUCGCCACCCACACUGAACAUAUCACCCGCAGGAACCUGGAGGAGCAGGUGAAGGUGGAGAACCAGCGUCUGGCGAUGGAUCAGCGCACUCAGCAGGAACGCCUCAACCACCUCCUUACCACCAAUGUCCCCACCGACCACUUCUACGAUAAGUUCGGCAAGCAUCCACGCUAGUAGCUCACCCACGGUACAUUCCACGGACCCACGACCAUGUACGUGGUACUUUUUCAGGAACAGUGGGAAAAUCUCUCUUGACGCCGCCUUAGUCACAUAAAAAAUAUAAGAACAGAAUAUAACAUUGCAGUGAGCCUACUGGCCCAUACUAGGCAGAUCUAGUAAGCCUGCUAGACAGGUCUAGCAAGUCUCCUGGCACAUGCUAGACAGGUCUGGUGAGCCUACUGGCCCAUACUAGACAGUUCUUGUAAGCCUGCUGGCCUAUGCUAGAUAGUUCUGGUAAGCCUGCUGGCCCAUGCUAGACAGGUCUAGCAAGCCUCGUUGCCCAUGUUAGACUGGUCUGGUAAUCCUGCUAGCCCAUGCUAAACAGAUCUAGCAAGAUUCUUGGCCCAUGCUAGACAGGUCUGGUAAGCCUACCGGUCCAUUCUCUACAGGUCUGGUAAGCCUACUGGUCCAUGCUAGACAGUUCUGGUAAGCCUACAGGCCCAUGUUAGACAGGUCUUGAGGAAAAAUUUUUAUAAUUUUCCUAAAUUCAGUGUAUUUUUGAAUAAUAUAAUAAUUGUGUAUUUAAAUGUGAAGCUGAUUUGACCCUUUAAGAAAUUUUGUGGAAAGGAGGGCGUGUAGUGGCCGCAGAGUGAUACAGGAGGAGGACUCCAUAGUUAAUUUAAUGUGUGUACACGGGAUGUUACGAUCGUCUAAUAAUCCGGUGUCAUCGAGGCCAUAAUGGGGUGUUCCAGCCUUGAUUUAUAAAGGGAAUCUUUCUAAUGUUCCCACUAAAGAACAGGGGCAGAGAAUUUGCGGGGCCUCCAGAAUUAGGUGGUGACAGCGGAAAUAAUGAGGCGUCAUCAUGCAGCACAUCCAGUAUGUACGCCAUUAGUCCUUUCAUUUAGAUUUCUCACUGGCCAGUAGCAUUCUGUUUGUUAGGUAAGCAUUAUGGGAUGAUUCAAAUACAGUAUAAAUGGUAAUUUAAUGUGUAUAAAAUUGGUUGUUCUAAUGACAUGGUUAGGAGAAAACCUCUCCUAGUCUCGGUAAAAAUAUUUCCGUAAACCAUUUCUAACAGUCAGGUCCUAAAAUCAUAUACAGUCCACACUGUUUUAUAAUUCACCAUUAUUUGUAUUAAUAUUUAAUAUUGUAAUUAUUAAUUUAAUGUCAGGUCAAGCUUUUUUAUGAGAGUGGUGAAGGAGUGGCAUCGAAGGAGUGACAGUCCUGUGACCUACUGUGACUAAGUCCCACUUAGUCACCCAAAUUACUUACAUGUAACAAUUCAGGUAAUGCUCUAUAAACCUCAUGCAGGUAGUUUCUUACAAAUCUGGUAAGCCUGCUAACCCAUGCUAAACAGGUCUGGCAAGCUUGCUGGUCCAUGCUAGACAGGUCUGGUAAGCCUGCUGGCCCAUGCUAGACAGGUCUGGUAAUCCUGUUGGCCCAUGCUAGACAGGUCUAGUAAGCCUGCUGGCCCAUGCUAGGUCACAUCCACACUACACACCUACAUGCUUCUCCAUCCACAUGAUGCCCAACUCCUCAGAGGGUUCUGGUUAUUUGACCAAGUCCUUCCGCUGUUGUAUUACCCGCCAGUUUACGGAUUGGUUGGUGUUUGGGUUAAAUUCUAGCUCCUGGGUCUGUUUAAGGUGCUGGUCUAUAGGUACAUCUGUGUAUAUCACUGGUGUUGAUCUACAGUUCCUGGGUCUAAUAGGGGAAACAAAGACUGGUAUCGAAUCUUGACAAUUAGGAUUGAAUGAUCUAUCAAAUUUGGUUUUGGUUUCAUAUUUUAUGAAUGUUGUCUUUAUGAUAGAAACAACUUUGCCCAAAAUAAUGGUUAAGGGUAUUAAGAAGCAAAACUAUUAAUAGACAAUGAAAAUGAAGCUCGACUCCAUUUAGAGAUAUAUGGACAGUUGCUUAAAAAUGAAGGAACACUACCGUAGGCCUACUGGCCCAUUGCUAGGCAAAUCUAGCUCACACCCACUCUUAUACCCAUCACACUUUAUUUAAAGCCACCCAGUGACGAACUAUAAACCAACCCGCCCAAAAGGUGCGGGAGCUGGAGACCAAUAAUUUCAAGAGGCCCAGAAGCUUCAGAUGAACACAUUCAAGAAGCUUGUACCUGUAGCUUACAUAUGAAUAUUGAAGUAGUGAAGGCUAGAGUUAUAUAACAGGGAGCAGACGUCUUAGUCAUACGAUGACCCGCUGGAGCUUUAGGUCAUCUGACCGAGGCC